This is a messenger RNA of Onthophagus taurus, 1348 nucleotides long. Its product is annotated as adenylate kinase isoenzyme 1. Gene Ontology annotation, biological process: ATP metabolic process. Gene Ontology annotation, molecular function: AMP kinase activity; ATP binding. Gene Ontology annotation, cellular component: cytoplasm. The record is from RefSeq and is a predicted model, not a curated record. Lineage: Eukaryota; Metazoa; Arthropoda; Insecta; Coleoptera; Scarabaeidae.
UUUUUGUAAUUUUUUAUUCGGUGCAAUAAAUCAUUCGCUUUUCUUAUUUACAUAAGUAAACAACUGUCCUAACAUAAAGGAAUGAUCCAUUAAUCAAAAUGUUCAAAAACUAUUUCUUAUGUUUACCCAGAAAAGUCGAAGUAAGAAUUUUCAAUAAUUUAAAACUAAAAUACAUCAAUUGUAAGUAAAUUUGUUUAAAUGCAAGCUAUGGUCCGGCCCUGUUGUUUGAAAACGAGUGAGUUGUUGCAUAAACCAACACGUAAUAAAUGCAAUGAGUUUUUUCGUGUAUUAUUCCAAGUUUUAAAACGUUUAGAUUCGCCAGAUUCUGUACGUUAUUUCGGAAUAGAAUCACCAUCACGUGGUAUUUUGUGAUCCCUCUUUUAUAUUUCGCGGCAUUAGAUCGAAAAUUUUCAGUAGAGACCCACUCGGUUCUAUAUCUGUACCAAAUUAAAACGAAUUGGCAUACUAACCCAUUGCCAUUGAAAUUUUUACUGUGUGUACACGUUUAAUUUCGUAAUGAGUCAACCAAAAAUCGACGUCCCCAUAAUAUGGGUUUUGGGUGGACCCGGUUCUGGAAAAGGAACCCAAUGCGAAAGAAUUGUGCAAAAAUAUGGAUUUGUACAUUUAUCAUCAGGUGACCUUCUUAGAGAUGAAGUUAAAAGUGGUUCACCAAGAGGAAAAGAAUUAACAGCAAUAAUGGAAAGUGGCGCUUUAGUACCUCUAGAAGUUGUUUUAGAGCUCCUAAAAGAAGCCAUUUAUAAAAAUCUUUCAAACGCAAAAGGUUUCCUCAUUGAUGGGUAUCCAAGAGAAAAAGAACAAGGUGUUUUAUUUGAAAAAACUAUAGGACCAGUGGAUGUCAUUUUAUUUUUUGACGCAUCCACCGAUACUUUGGUGGAACGACUUUUAAGCAGAGGAAAGACUUCAGGGCGAGUUGACGACAACGAAGAGACGAUAAAAAAGAGACUAAACACGUUUGUUACGCACACCGACGCCAUAGUGAAUCAUUAUUUAGAUAAAUUGAAGAAAAUCAAUGCGGAAAGAGCCGUUGAUGAUAUUUUCGGGGAAGUUGAGUCAUAUUUAGAUCCGUUGGUUACAAAGGCCUAAGAUUAUUAUUCUGAUAAAUAAUUCGUUGUUGUUUUGAUUCAAAAAUGAUAAAAACACAAAAUAUUUUAAGAAAAUUAAUACAAAACAUGAUAUAAAAGCACAGAGAUGAAUCGAACAAUUGAUGAAUUUUAAUGUUAAGAUUUUUGCAAUAAUAUUUAUUGACUAGAUAUAAGCACAAUGUUAUCGUUAUUAAUUGUUGUAAUUUAUUUUAAAUUUUAAAAAUAUACUAAUUAGGUAAUUUAAA